AUGGAGGACGCGGAAGUUAUUUGUAAACAGCUCAGCUGUGGAUCUGCCCGAUCUGUGGAACGUGCUAUUAGAUUUGGAAGCGGUUCUGGACAGAUCUGGCUCGAUGAUGUGAACUGUCGUUUGCACGAUACACUCCUGUGGCAAUGUCCAUCUUCACCAUGGGGCCAACACAACUGUAACCACCAGGAGGAUGUUGGAGUCAUUUGUUCAGAACUAAAUCCUGGGAAAAUGCACGGUGAUGGGGCUAGGAAGAAAAGUAAUAUGGAACCAGUUUCGGAAGAUUUUGGGUUGCGGCUGGCUGCGGGAUUGAACAACUGCUCGGGAAGAGUUGAAAUAUUUUUCCGUGGUAUGUGGGGAACGGUGUGUGAUGAUUCUUGGCACAGGCAUGAUGCCGCUGUUGUCUGCAGACAAUUAAAUUGCGGCGAGCCGGUCUGGACAGAGGGACAGACGCUAUUCGACCAAGCAAGUGGCACAAUUUGGAUGGACAAAGUUCAAUGUAAGGGGAGUGAACUGUUCCUGACGGAUUGCCAAUUGUCAGCAAUGGGAGAUCAUGACUGUGAAGAUAAAGAGGACGUCAACGUGAUGUGUGCUGCCAACAGCAACAGACAAUAUGACACCACUGGACUUCCUAAUCCUGUUUACGAAGAGAUUGAGGUUCAGGAGCAUAGAGCAGGUGCAGGUGCAGGUUUGCACUCUACCAGUUCACUUAACAGUUUGGAAAAUUCUCCAGAAAGCGAGUUACAUGAAUAUGAAGAUGCAAACAUGGAAGCCUUAACAAUUCAACUUUCCAGCGAAAAUGCAUCAGUUGAAAUUGCGAAUAAAAAAGAGCUCAGACCCCCCAGGUUGGUGGGGCAGUAUGCACCGUGUAUUGGAAAUUUGGAGGUUUAUCACCGAGGUCAGUGGAAAUCUGUUUGUAGUAGUCGAUGGGAUUCAGCUGCUGGAAAGGUUGUCUGCAAGCAAACUGGCUGCGAUUCUUAUCACACAACAUCUGAAAAUCCCAUUCCACAAGAAACAGGGCCUGUGUUACUGGAUAAGAUUCAGUGUAAAGGAACGGAAUCUUCAUUGUCCGAGUGUACAUUCAGUCCUUCCGGCCAGCAGAAGUGUGAAACUGGGAUGAGUGUAGUUAUUUUCUGCAAAGUGAAGCAAAAUGUAUUUCUGGAGGAUGGAGGUAGCCCAUGUGCUGGGAGAGUUCAAGCUCGCAGUUUUGGUUCAUGGAUUAUCAUCUGUGGUCGAAUGUGGGAUAUGAAUGAUGCUCGUGUUGUGUGUAAAUACCUGGGGUGUGGUGACGCUGUAUCAGCAUCGGGGAACUCUCAGUUUGGAGGUGGCAUUUGGCUUGUGCUUAACUAUGAAGUUGGCUGCAAUGGCAGUGAGGAGGAUCCCUGGAAGUGUGAACUGAAACAGCUGGCUCACAGUAAUUGUUCUGGAGAAACGGAAGGAGCUGGUGUCAUUUGUUCAGGUGAAGAUUGGCAGUUACGACUGGCUAACGGAGAGAGUAUUUGCGAAGGCCGUGUGGAAGUUUAUUAUGACGGUGUUUGGAGGAGAGUGGUUGACACUGAGUGGAAUUUGAAUGAAGCAGAAGUGGUGUGCAGACAGCUGAAAUGUGGGUCUGCAAUAAACAUUUACAACCACUUGAAGUUUGGAAAAGGCACCGGACCAACCUGGAUCAGUAAUGUCGGGUGCAAUGGAAGUGAACCCUUCUUGCGGAAUUGCAGUUUUAGAAAAAUAGAGCAGUCACCUUUUGUAGAUGACGUGGGAGUGGUUUGCUCUGAUAAUAUUCAGAUAAGAUUGGUGGAUGGUGGAAGUCGCUGUGCUGGAAGAGUGGAGCUUUACUACAAUGGAAGCUGGGGAACUGUAUGUGAUGAUUCCUGGGAUUUAGCAGACGCCCAAGUUGUCUGUAACCAGCUGAAGUGUGGGCAGGCUUUAAACGCAACGGUUUCCAGUUGGUUUGGCCCAGGAGUGGGGCCUAUUUGGCUAGACAAUGUGGACUGCAACAUGAAAGAUUCUGUCCUGUGGGAAUGUUUGUUGGGGCAGUGGAACAAGAGCGACUGCAAUCAUAAGGAAGAUGCUGGAGUUAUUUGCUCAGACCACAGAGCUGUUAGGCUGCAGGAUGGAGUGAACCCUUGUCAGGGCAGAGUUGAAGUUUACUAUAAUAGGACCUGGGGUACGGUCUGUGCUGAUUCCUUUGGAAAGAAAGAAGCUGAAGUUGUUUGUCAACAGCUCAGCUGUGGAUCUGCCCAAUCUGUGGAAAGUGCUAUUACAUUUGGAAGUGGUUCUGGACAGAUCUGGCUCGAUGAUGUGAACUGUCGUUUGCAUGAUACACUCCUGUGGCAAUGUCCAUCUUCACCAUGGGGCCAACAUAAUUGUGGCCACAAGGAGGAUGUUGGAGUCAUCUGUUCAGAAUUGCGAUUGGCUGCAGGAUUUAAUAAUUGCUCCGGAAGAGUUGAAAUAUUUUUCAAUGGUACAUGGGGAACAAUUUGUGAUGAUUCCUGGGAUAAGCAGGAUGCUGCUGUCGUCUGUAGGCAAUUAAAUUGUGGCCAUCCAAUGUUAGCUCUGGAAGAGGUGCUGUUGGAUGGAGGAAAUGGCACAAUUUGGAUUGAUGAAGUUAAAUGUAAGGGGAGUGAAUUAUUCCUGUGGGACUGCCGAUUGUCAAUAAUGGGUGAUCGUGGCUGUCAACAUAAAGAAGAUGUCAAAUUGAUAUGUUCCGGCCAUCAGAAAUUCACAGAGUCCUUCAACCAGCAGAGGUCCUCUGUUUUCUUCAUCCCUUGUAUUCUUGUUAUCCUUUUGAUUGCUGUGUCACUUGCUUUGGCCGCAGAAUUACUGAGAAGCUUCCAGAAAGACAGCAGACGGACACAAUGUUCUCUCAAGAACUUUUCUGACCCUGUUUAUGAAGAGAUAGAGAUUCACAACACUGGUGCAAGCCCAGAUUUGCACUCUAGCAGCUCACUGAACAAGCUGGAAUAUUAUACAGACAGCGAGUUACAUCAAGAUGAUGAUAUACAUGUGCAAAUCUCAGCAAUUGAUUCCUUUGUGCAACCUUUCAGUCAAAAUGGUACAGUGGAACGAGUGAAUGACAAAGAGUUGAACGGAUUGGAAUUAAUAGGCCCGGAGGCGCCAUGUAUCGGGCGACUGCAGGUUCGUUACCGCGGUCGACGGGGCUCCGUCUGCAGUAGUCCGUGGGAUUCGUCUACUGGAGAAGUCGUCUGCAGACAGAUUGGUUGCAAUGUCUACCACGCAACACUGGCUAUACCCAUCUCACAAGAAACUGGACCUAUUUUGCUGGAUAAAGUUCAUUGCAAUGGAACUGAGUCGUCACUCUGGGAAUGUCCAUUCAGUGCUUCGGACCAACAGGGGUGUGAAACUGGGACGGCCGUAGGCUACUUCUGUAAAGGUAUCUGCGUCGUUGACAAUUAA
This is a messenger RNA of Stegostoma tigrinum, 3411 nucleotides long. RefSeq names its product deleted in malignant brain tumors 1 protein. Gene Ontology annotation, cellular component: membrane. The record is from RefSeq and is a predicted model, not a curated record. The transcript is spliced from 17 exons. The coding region runs from base 1 to 3411 and encodes 1136 amino acids. Lineage: Eukaryota; Metazoa; Chordata; Chondrichthyes; Orectolobiformes; Stegostomatidae.